Molecule: messenger RNA, 393 nt
Organism: Cylindrotheca closterium
Lineage: Eukaryota; Bacillariophyta; Bacillariophyceae; Bacillariales; Bacillariaceae
Source: the annotation of a GenBank genome assembly
AUGAACCCAGUCCUCCGGAGGACAUUUCACCUUGCAAGACGCACCAUGAGCAGUACAGUACCAUCUUUCCCCGUUACUGCCGCUAUUCAACAAAAGCUAACGGACGCACUCCAACCGAUCCAUUUGGACGUUCUCAAUGAAUCGCACAUGCACAAUGUUCCAAAGAAUUCGGAAACACAUUUCAAGGUGGUGGUUGUGGCAGAGGAAUUUGAAACGACAAAAGCUCCACUUCAACGGCACCGGCGUGUCAAUGGAAUCUUGGCCGAGGAACUGGAAGGACCUGUCCAUGCAUUGAGCAUUAUUGCCAAGAGUCCAUCCCAAUGGGCCAAAAGCAAUGCCGUGCCUGCAUCUCCUAGCUGCAAAGGAGGAGACGGAAGUCUACCCAAGAAGUAA